Sorghum bicolor (sorghum) is the source of this 771-nucleotide messenger RNA. RefSeq names its product mitochondrial import receptor subunit TOM9-2. Gene Ontology annotation, biological process: intracellular protein transport. NCBI's taxonomy places the organism in Eukaryota, Viridiplantae, Streptophyta, Magnoliopsida, Poales, Poaceae. The record is from RefSeq and is a predicted model, not a curated record. Bases 112 to 393 code for a protein of 93 amino acids. The transcript has a single exon. Gene Ontology annotation, cellular component: mitochondrial outer membrane.
GAAUCCGAGCCGCGGCCCCCGACGCCGAGUUCCAUCGUUCCCCUUUUUCCGCCGUGCCUCCCUCCCACUAAACCCUAGAUCUCUCUUCCUCUCUCUCGAGGACUAGGAAGGAUGCCGCCGUCUUCGGCUCUGAGCAAGCGCGGCGGCGGAGGGGACGGCAUCCUGGCCGCCAUCUCGCGGUCGCAGGUGGCGGCGCACGGGCGCGAGGCGGCGGCCAUGGCGAAGAAGCUGCUGCGGAGCACGGGGAAGGCGGCGUGGAUCGCGGGGACCACCUUCCUGGUGCUCGUGGUGCCGCUCAUCAUCGAGAUGGACCGGGAGCAGCAGCUCAACGACCUCGAGCUCCAGCAGCAGACGCUCCUGGGCGGACCGCCGCCGCCGGCAGCAGCCAAGUAGAUGGAUCCUCCAUGGAUCGACCCUUUUGUUCCUCUCUCUCUCUCUCUCUCUCUCCCUUCCUCUAGGUGUGAGGUGUCUGUCGCUAUCAAGUUCAUCAUUCGAGUUGAGAGGAGUUUCAGAGGGAGGGAGUUAUCGAGUCGGCCUGUUGUCGGUCGGUCGUAAUUAAAGGAGAAAAAAAACCUGUUUUGUUCAUGUUCGUUCUCGAUGCAACACUAGUUUAGUUUCCCUUUCUAUGAAUUGAAACGGAUUGAUGAGAUAAGUUGUGCUCGGUCGCUGCUGCUGCUGCUUGUUCUUGUUAUAUCUGUCUGUGUUAGCGAUUUUAAUGACUAAUAAAUCUGCUUCUUGCUGUUAUUCUGGAUGAUGAGGCAAGCAAAGCAA